AUGAAUGUCGAGACUAGUGCUGGUAAUUCUUCGCGGUCGAAGGGUGCAAAGUUUCCAACACUACCCUUGAAUGACCGCGACAACAAGUAUCAAAGCUCACUUCGCAUAAGCACUCCGAAUACAUUUGCCGCUUCCAAAGGCAGGCUGCUUGAUCAAUCAACAGCUAUGGAUGAUGCAGAGAUUAUGGAGAAAAAGACUCUAAAUAGAAAAAACUUCAAGCACUUGUCACUAUCGUCUCCAAAACCGCAGCCUGAUUAUGAUGACGACCUGCAUUUAAUACGAGAGCCCACAUCAUUGAAAAGACGACAAAGACCAGCACCCAUUCUCAACCUACCGAAUGCUUCACUGCUGUCACAGCCAUCGCGACCUGUUAUGGCACAACUGGCGACAGCCCCAUCAAUAACAACUGAUUCUACGCAGCCAUCAUCAUCGCAAAAUGUUAUUGUGACGCAAACUCUUAGUCGGCCAAGUAGUGCUGGACAUACCAAUUAUGAUUUCAAGGAGAGCAAUAGGAACGUCGACCCUGAGUCUGUAGCAUCUACCGAAAUGCUUUUUAAUCAAAUGUCACAUCUUGAAUUAGAUCGACCUGGAGUCUCGCAGCGAAGCAAAUCCACACCCAAUGACGCUUCUUCACGCAAACGUCAAACUGUUAUAUCUUCCAUUUCCCCUACAAAAAUGUCUAGCCAACAGGUGGAGUCGAAAGUCAAACUAGUUGAUACCUUGAACGAAACCCAAUCACCUAUUGCAACGACUAGUAAACUCAAACUACGCAACAGAGACUUGCUAACUUUGAAGCAAUUGGGUCUGGGAAAUUCAGGCUCAGUCUCCAAAGUGUUGCAUAUUCCAACACAAAAGACCAUGGCGAAGAAGAUUAUUCAUGUUGAUCUGAAAAGUGUUAUCCAAACGCAAAUCAUUCGAGAGCUACGAAUACUACAUGAAUGUCAAUCUCCUUACAUUAUCGAAUUCUAUGGCGCAUUUUUAAACAGCAACAACACCAUAGUGAUUUGUAUGGAGUAUUGCAAUUGUGGCUCUUUGGAUAAAAUUUUGCCAUUGUGUGACAAUCGACAGUUCCCUCUUCAUGUGUUGAGAAAGCUUUCGUUUGCCAUAUUGUCUGGAUUGUCGUAUCUUUACAAUAAACACAGAAUCAUUCAUCGUGAUGUAAAGCCAAACAAUGUUUUAAUGACACAUCGAGGGGAGUUUAAAUUGUGCGAUUUUGGAGUCUCUCGAGAACUCACCAAUUCGUUGGCGAUGGCAGAUACUUUUGUGGGAACUUCAAUGUACAUGUCCCCCGAAAGAAUACAAGGAUUGAACUAUGGUGUCAAGUCAGAUGUGUGGUCAAUGGGUUUAAUGUUGAUUGAAUUGGCCAGCGGUGUUUCUGUUUGGACCGAUGACCAUGACGAUGACGAUGAUGAAUAUGGAAGUAGUGCUUACAAUAGCUUGAAAAGUGAUACCAGCAACAACUCAUUUAGAGGACCUGAAGGCAUUUUGGAUCUUUUGCAACGCAUAGUCAAUGAAAAACCGCCAAGUUUGACAAACAAAGUCAACCCUGUAACCAAGUCAAGAUACGAUCCGUCACUUUGUCAGUUUAUUGAUUCGUGCUUGAUCAAGAAUGACACUGAGAGGAAAACUCCAUGGCAGUUGUUGGAGGACAAGCAAGGCUUUUUACAAGGCGUUGCUGAAGGUGUUUUUGAUCAGGACCAUAAGGCUUGGGCUAAGCAAAUAAGGAAGCGCAACAAGGAAGCUAAUGAUGUCGACAAGUAA
This is a messenger RNA of Lodderomyces theae, 1761 nucleotides long. RefSeq names its product mitogen-activated protein kinase kinase (gene HST7). Bases 1 to 1761 code for a protein of 586 amino acids. The transcript has a single exon. The record is from RefSeq and is a predicted model, not a curated record. Gene Ontology annotation, biological process: protein phosphorylation. Gene Ontology annotation, molecular function: ATP binding; protein kinase activity. NCBI's taxonomy places the organism in Eukaryota, Fungi, Ascomycota, Pichiomycetes, Serinales, Debaryomycetaceae.